UAGAUCGUUAACCUCAACUAUCCUCAUCCAUCCGGCCAUCCAUCCAUCCAUCCAUCCAUCCAUGGGCAUGGACGGCGUCAAAGUCUCUCCCCUCACUCACCGAGUCCAAAGAGAAGCACAGACGCGCCCUUAAAGAGGUACAUCCCUCCCUUCUCCUUCCUGCCUGUUUGUCUUAAGUUGUGCAUUCAUUCAUUCCAUCCACACUGCACCCCUGAGCUGAGUGCAAUGGACGACGAACGGUAACGGGAGUACACACUAACUUGAAAAACCGACCAACCGGUUGGUCACUUCAGCUUCUGUGCUGCUCUCUGGCGAUUAGUGGGGUUCGGCACCCCUCCCUCCCUGCCCCCAUCCCUCCCUUUAAUGGUAUGUAUGCACCUUUCCGUCUCUCUCCCUCUGUUUGUUAGAUUCCGCAAGUCAGCCAGUCAGCCAAACAAAGAGUGACACAAAAACAACCAGACAAAGCAAGCAAAGCACGUGCUCUCAUGACAGAUAUCUAAGAUGAGCCGAGAGGGUGGUGGGGUGACGGAACAGACGUCGUAAGGAGAAUGCAUGAGACACACGCGGGAAAAUUGAUCAAUCGACAGAGGGAUGGGAUGGAGGAUGGGAGGGUGGGAGGGAGGCAGGGGGCAGGACUAGAUACCCCCACACGCCACGCCCAGCCAUUCGCCCGCCACCCCGCCCGCGUGUCUGUCUGCCUCUCCCCCACGUACCAAGAAAAGAGGUAGAAAAGGGACGGGGGAAGGCACACAGCCAUCUUUCCUUUCUGCAUCAUGCAAGUCAGUCAGUCAGUCAGUGAGGAAGUGAGCAAGAGAGUGAGGGAGCAGUCUGACACCUUUCAAUUACAAGGUCAACCCACCCUGCCCUCCUGUCUGUCUGUCUGUCUGUCUGGUAUCCCUCUAUAGGAUAUAUCCCCUCCCUCCGCCUUGGUCCGUCUCUUCACCCCGCACUUGGCUGGCUGGCUGCCUGCCUGGCUGGCCUUAUCAGCAGGCCGACAGUCAGCCAGACAGACCUUCACAUCACAUCACCCAUAAUACGCACCUACGUACGCACAAACACGUACGCUCAUCCACAUGCACGAAGCAUCAUCACCAGCACCAGCAGCAGCAGCAGCACCAGCAGUAGGCAGCCAGCCAGAGGCACAGAGAAGAGUAAGUGGUAGGGGUGGGACUGAGGGAGUCUGUUCAUCUGUGGGAGCAAACAGUUCAGACUCGCCUGCCUCAGCCGGCGCCCCUCCGCCUCCCCUCAACCUCCCCCUCCCGACCCACACACGCACACCAUACCACAGCAGCCACACUCACACUCACUCACAGUCAUGGCCGGCAGCUGGAGUGAGUGAGUCAGUCGCCCGGCCCGGCCGACUCUGUCUGUGUUGGCCGUGAGCUCAAAAAUAUAUGGAGCGAGCCAGGCAAAAGCAACACAGCGCAGCCAGGCCAGGCCACGCCAGGCGCGAGCAAUCUGUACAGUCAGGACGUUACCUUACACCAUCGGAUCGGAGGCAAACAGGAUAUAUGGGAUAGGAGAGGAGAGGAGAGGAGAGGGGCAUGGCAUGGCAUUGCCGUAGGUACUUGUUACGUACUUAUGUAUGGGUAGGUAUGACAUAAGGACUUCCUGCCUGUCCCGGUGCCUGUCUGUCUGUCUGCCUGUGCGCGUGUCGCCAUGACGCACGUUGCUGCUUAGUCAGUCAGCUUCAGCUGGUGUGUGCGUGUGAGUGUGGUGCCUCGUGCGAUGAUUCAUCGGACCAUCCCAAAUUCCGAGGCUCGUGUGUCCGUCUGCCGUGCGUGUGUGGAACGGUCAACUACCAAGGCCUACCUUCAUAGCUGUACACGAUACAAGAGUAAGUGGGGGAGGGGAGAGAAAGAGAGGGCCCUGCUGCCCUGCUGUGCUGCCUUCCUGUCUGCCUGCCUGUGUCGUCCCUCUCUGUGGAUGGGAUGAUGGGAGGUCUGGCUGCCUUGCCAGGGGUAUCGAUCAGCACACAGACACAUGCACACACACACACACACACACACACAAUGAGUGAAGGAAGCACGUAGUUAGGUACAAGACACCAAAAAGCGGGCAUAGCACCAGACACACAAGAGGCCAGGGCAGAGCAGGGCAGGGCAGGACAGGGCAGGUCAGCAGGGCACACGCGUAGCGGAGAGGAGAGGAGAGGAGAGGACGAGAAGAAAAGAGCACACGUAAACGCACCGAGGUUAUGCAUGUGGUCAGGUCGGUCAAGUCUCUCUCGCCCUCCAUUGUGUAGCUAGCUGGUGUAUGUGUAUCUGAAUGUGUGUACAUGUGUUCCCCGAGUGUCUUGUGUUGUCUGCCUGUCCUUCCUCACGAGUGAGUGUCUCUGCAGCCCUGCCUAUCCUGUCCCUCCCUCUGCCUCUCACUAAUUACACACACGUCCCACCCACUACACCCAUACAAUGCCAUGCACUCAUACAGACAGACAGACGCGUAAGAAGUAGAAGAAGUAUUGAUCAAGGUUGGAUGGAUAGAUGGCUGGAAGGAUGGGUGUAUGGCCGCACAAUACGGCCAUGUCGGCAACCACCCAACCAACCAGCCGUCAAGUCGUCAAGUCACCACACAUAACGAUCACGCAGAAGACAGAGAGAAUGGAAUACACACAAGUAAGUACGGGACCGAACGACCCGUGAGAUUAUUGAGUUGAUUUGAUAUCUAUCAGGAGGUGAGGUGUCCUGCAGCGGCCUGGAGAUACUCAGCCACUGAGAGAGAGUGAGAAAGAAUGAGAGUGAGGGAGGGUCGCAGAAUAGGUGCGAUAGAUACGUGCUGUGCUGGUGGGUGUGUGGCUGGGUGGAUCGAUCCAGUGGUGAGUGAGAUGAUGAAAUGCCUCCUUACACAACGAUAGAUAAUACCAAUCGGCCUUCUCUCUCCUCUCCCUUGUUUGUUCUCCUCGCGCGGCCGCCCAGCCGCCCUCCCCCGCCAAAAUUCCCUCUUCAUCUGCUGUCCCCUCCUGUCCUCUCCUCACCUCUCCUUGCCUGUCCUCCCUGUCUACUACACGCAGCGAUUUAGCACCACGAACCGUCACACACACGUACCCACCACGGAUGCAGGCAGGCACCUCACACACACACGCACCAAGACAAAGAAACGCAUCACGGAAGAGAGCACCACACCCACUCACUCACCGAUGCACACACGGGCGCCGCACGCACAGGCAACAGCAGCACAGCAAGGAAAUCACUUCUGUCUGUCUGCCUGCCUGCCUGCCUGCCUCCCCCCCUCAGUCAGUCCCUCUUGUCAACGGUCCACGAGUGGUCCGUCACGCCACCUUUGCCCGGGCUGCCCCCGCCCUUGGCCAUCUCGCUCGGCACGAUCGUCGCCGGCGUGUCCGACAGCUCCAUGGCUAUCGGCAGUGUGCUGGACGACGUCACGCCGUCCAUGUGCAUCGGGUGUUUGCCGUUGACCUCCUGUAGUGACAAAGGGGCCGGCCGCCGACCGCUGCUGCUGCCGCCGUUGAGACUUCGCAUCGUGUAGAGCACACCGGGGCUGCUCUCCACCAUGCCCCCGGCACCCUUGUUGGUGGAGAGCAGCUCGGUCGACGAGGGGCUGCCGGUGUGUGUGGUGGCGCUGGCGGCCCCCUCGCUGUGGUCGGGAGGCAGCGGGUGGGUGAGGGUCUUGAAAGGGAGAGUGAGGAGGGGGUGGGAGCGGGAGCUGGGGUGGAGGUCGUGGCCGCCGGCCGUGAGCACGUCGGCGGCCUCGUGGAAGGGGAUCAGUGUGUCGAGCAUGGGCAUCAUGCCGUGGAGCCGCUGAUGCCCACCACCUGCAGGGCUGCUCCCGCUGCCACUCCCCCGCCCCCCUCCCGCCUUGCCACCAACCAGCGACGCCAUGAGGGCGUUGUCGUGGCCCGAAUGCAGCAGCUCCAGGCUCGACGUGCCUUCAGGAAGGAAGCCGGCCGGCGAGGCGGGCUGCGUGCCCCUCUCCAGUCCGUCCUCCGCCAUGUGGUUGCCGCUCUUGUCCCCCUUGCUGGGCGACGGGGUGUCGUCCCGCCGCUUCCGCUUCUUCCGCCCGCUCGUGUCGCCCUCUGGGAGGGAGGGGGGGUGGGCGACGUCUGACGGGGGGAAGCCGAAGGCCGACCGAGCUGACGCGUCGGGGUAGGCCGACUGAGAGGACGACUGGUAGGAGCGAGUCAGCCGCCGGCGCUUGGUGUCCUCCUCGCCGCUGCCUCCUCCCUUCUCUUUGGUGGACUGCUCGCCACUCGCCGCUGCUGCGUAGAGGUAGGGGUGGGGGUAGGACGAGAGAUCCAGGCCGAACGCAGAGCCGCUCUGGCCGGCCGCGAGGGGCUCGAAGGGGUUGGCAGAGAGGGACGCCGCGCCUGUGGGGGUGAGGAAGGGGUGCAGCGGGGGGUCGCUCGUGUUGGGGAAGCCGCCGGCAGCCUCAGCGCCAUAGCCCCCAUACCCGCCGUAGGCCCCGUCAGCCGUCUGCGCGGGAACGGCAGCAUAGGCAUCAUACGGCGCCAGGUCGCCCUCGCCCUGCCCCUCCUUGCCUGUCGCGUCGCCCUCCCGCCGGCCAUAGUGCUGGUAGUACUGCUGCACAAACUCGCUGCCAUGGUGUGAGUCGGGCAGCCCCUCAUGGUCGCCCCCCGCCCCCUGUGUGCCCUCCUCACUCUCGGGUUUGACCUGCAGUGGGGCGGCUGGUGGGUGGAAGGGUCCUCCCGCACCGCCCGCCACCCCGCCCUGGCUGCCGUCAUCGGCCGUGUCGAACGGGGGCUGCGGGGAUGCCUGUGCGAGUGCGGUGAGGAGGUGCUGGAUCAUGUUCUGGAUGUGGUGGCGGUAGCGGGGGUCGAACUUCUCGUUGUCCCACAGGUACCGGUGCUGCGCCAGGGCCACCAGCUGCUCGAGAGUCAGCGAGUUGAGCCGCUCCAGCUCAGCCGCGUUGGGCUCCAUCGACGGGUCGCCGCCGGACGCGAUGGCCGCGGGACUGUCGAUGGUGGGCGGCUGGCCACCCAUCCCCUGCGCCAGGUAGGCCGCGUAGCUCUGCUCACUGCCGGGCGGCGGCAGGGCGAUGCCCUGUGCGCGCAUCUGCUGUGCCAGGACGGCCAUCUGGGGGUCGCCCGAGAGCGCGCCGUUGGACAUGGCCUGCAGGAGGCUGAGCAGCCCUCCCCCAGCACCACUGGUGGGCUGGUGCACGGGGCUGUUGCCGCCGCUCUUGUUGCUGCCGUCGUGCAUGGCUGCCCGGCAGCGGCCGCUCCCGCCGUCUCCGCCGCCCGACCGGCUUGACGCAGACCCGUUGCGGGUGCUCUGUCGUGUCUUCUUGUCUCGUUUGAUGCCGAGGGAGGGGUGCAUCGACUUGUUGGCGGCGAGGCGGUCGAAGAUCUGGCGGUCGAGCUUCUGGAGCUUCUCGUGCUGGUUGGAGGCGUCGGCCACGUCCAUCGACGUAUCGGUGCCCAUCUUCUCGGCCUGUGGACAGAGAUCAGGAGGUGGAUCAGACCAAUAACAGAUGGUUCUGGUGUGGUGUGGCGUCGUGUGGUGUGUGGUGUGGGCGAAGGAAGGUACCUACCUUGUAUCUGACUUUGUACUUCUCCCAUUUGUGUUGGAUGGCCGAGUUGAACCUGUUCUUGACGCUGUUGUCGGUGCGUCCGGGCAUCGUGCGGGCGAUGUCAGCCCACCGGUUGCCGUGAUCCAUCACCAUCUGCACACACCACACAUCACACAUCACACAUACAUAAGAGUGAGAGAGAGUGUCCGUGUGUGAGAGAGAGAUUUAAGGUGGCUUGCCUUGAAGAUGUGGUAGUCCUCGCCCUCGGUCCAUUCGCCCUUCUUGACGUGCGGAUCCAAAUGGUUCAUCCACCUGCACACACACACACGCAUGAGUGAUUGGUGGGGUGGGUGAGCGGAUGCCCCGGAUGCCUCCUGCCUGUCUGUCUGUCUGUCUGUCUGUCUGUCGGUCGCUGACCUUUCCCUGCACUGCUUGCCCGUGCGAUUAAUUAGACUCCCCAUCAUAGACCUGCAGACACACAAGCAAGGGCAAACGGUGAGCUUCCUCCAUCCCCUCGACUGGGAGUGCGUGUCCUGUGUGGCAGUGGACUGCAGUGCAGUGACUGACGUACCAGUUCUUGGCACCAUACUGCUUGACCAGCUCGGUGAGUGCACGGUCCUCGUCAGCCGACCAGCUGCGGGAGUUCUGACCUGCACACAACAACGAGGACACAACACAGGACAACACCAAGACAGACACAGAGAAAGAGAUAGAUGACCAUGGGUUCAUUCGCCAUUCAUUUCAUUGUGACCCCCAGCCCCCACCAAACCACACCAUGGCACGGUACGGGAUGCAUUCAUUCACUUCACCCACGAGCAUGGCAUGAGCACUCAUGGUGUGUGGAUGUCAUGUAUGUGUGUGUGGGUCUGUCUUACUGAGGUUGAGCUUUCGCUGCGUCUCAGCGAACUCCCUGGCGAGGCCGGCUUCACUGCUGCGGCCCUUGCCCUCUCCCCCCAUAGCCUCCAAGCCGACAGAGAGGGCGCGCGGGAAUGCACGCCCACAACCACUAAUCACCCCGACCCAGCCGCAAGAGGCCCGUCAGGUCGAGCGACUGGAGGGCCUGCAACCGCCGGGUCUUUGGGGCAGGUGUCGUGGCGAGUCUAUGGGUCCGAUCGUCGGCGGUAGCGGCUCAACGCAGGCCAACGACAACGACAGGCAACGCCCGCCCAGUCGAACUGCCGACUCCCGGGACAGUCACGCAGUCCACGGCCGCUCUGCACGCCCAGUGCGGCGCUGCUGGUGUGUUGAUUCGGGAAUUGCCCGCCGUGCCUCUGUCUUCCCCGGGGUGCGCUUCGCGGGGUUUCGCCGUUAGAGGUCGAAAGAGCUCACAAGGCUGUCACUGCCGUCGGGACGUGAAGCACUGCACUGCCCUGUGGCACGUGAGACUCUGCGGAUCCGUCUGCUUGGUUUUUUCCUUUCUC
Vitrella brassicaformis is the source of this 6905-nucleotide messenger RNA. Lineage: Eukaryota; Vitrellaceae. The record is from the annotation of a GenBank genome assembly.